AUGUUUUUCCUUUACAAUAUGGAGCGCAGGGUUACCCUGCACCCCUCCUAUUUCGGCCGCAACAUGAAAGAGCUUGUCACCACUAAGCUUGUGCAAGACGUCGAGGGUACAUGCGCCGGGGACUACUACAUUAUCGUCAUCAUGGAUGCCUUCGAUAUCUCCGAAGGUCGAGUGCUCCCAGGCACCGGGCUCGCCGAGUUUACCGUGGGUUACCGCGCCGUCGUGUGGCGGCCGUUCAAGGGCGAGACUGUUGAUGCCGUUGUCGUCUCGGUCAACCACCAGGGUUUCUUCGCGAACGCGGGUCCACUGAAGCUCUUCGUGUCUGCACACCUUAUUCCUAACGAGAUCAAGUGGGAUCCCAACGCCACCCCUCCGCAAUUUACCAACAAUGAGGACAUGGUCAUCGAGAAGGGCACUCAAGUCCGUGUCAAGAUCAUUGGUAUCAGGAGCGAGGUUGGCGAGAUGUGGGCCAUUGGGAGCAUAAAAGAGGAUUAUCUCGGGUACUGUUCUGCCUCAACCUCUCGUUCUACUCAGGCUCUCCCUCCAAUGGUCUCGAACUAA
Molecule: messenger RNA, 561 nt
Organism: Scedosporium apiospermum
Lineage: Eukaryota; Fungi; Ascomycota; Sordariomycetes; Microascales; Microascaceae
Exons: 3
Coding region: 1-561 (186 amino acids)
Biological process (GO): transcription initiation at RNA polymerase II promoter; positive regulation of translational initiation; positive regulation of nuclear-transcribed mRNA poly(A) tail shortening
Cellular component (GO): RNA polymerase II, core complex; P-body
Molecular function (GO): single-stranded RNA binding; translation initiation factor binding; single-stranded DNA binding
Source: RefSeq, a predicted model, not a curated record